Pangasianodon hypophthalmus (striped catfish) is the source of this 2951-nucleotide messenger RNA. It is a transcript of the gene strip1, whose product is annotated as striatin interacting protein 1. Gene Ontology annotation, cellular component: cytosol. Lineage: Eukaryota; Metazoa; Chordata; Actinopteri; Siluriformes; Pangasiidae. The record is from RefSeq and is a predicted model, not a curated record. The coding region runs from base 64 to 2514 and encodes 816 amino acids. The transcript has 21 exons. Gene Ontology annotation, biological process: cytoskeleton organization.
UGAGGUGCGAGAUUACGCGCUGUUCUCGCGAGAUUUCGGCAUGUUCCGCUGGCAGUGGUGAAGAUGGAGGGCGGCGGUAAUGGAGGACUGACCGGGAAUAAUAAACAGAAUAAAGCGAUGUUAGCCGGGAAAGGUCGAGCCGAAUUCACGCGAAAUCAGAGAAAAGAUUCCGAGGGGGUGUGUGAGGCUCCUGAUCUGGAGUUUGAGUACUUUGACUCUGAUAAAUGGGCUGCUGAGCUCUCAGAACUGUACAGCUACACUGAGGGUCCAGAGUUUCAGCUGAACAGGAAAUGCUUUGAGGAGGAUUUACACACACACAUGUGUGAGAAGCGCUGGGUGGACCUCAGUGUGUCAGAGCAUCGGGCUCAUGCUCUGCGUUUGCUGGAUGGACUGGACGUGACCUGCAGAGUUAAAAGGUUGAAGGUCGCCAGGGCUGUGCUCUACAUGGCCCAAGGGACGUUUGCGGACUGUAGCUCGGAGGCGGAGCUUCAGUACUGGGUGAGGUAUAAUGUGUUCCUUCUGCUGGAGGCCGGAACGUUCUCCGCUCUAGUGGAGCUGCUUAACAUGGAGAUUGAUAAUAAUGCAGCUUGCAGCAGUGCAGUGAGGAAACCUGCCAUAUCCCUCGCAGACAGCACAGACCUCAGGGUGCUCUUAAACAUCAUGUAUCUGAUUGUGGAGACGAUUCGGCAUGAAGAUCCUGCAGAUCCUCCAGAGUGGAGAGCCUUAAGAGAAACCUUUAAAACUGAGCUGGGCUCUCCGCUGUAUAACAGUGAGCCGGUUUCUGUGAUGCUCUUUGCCAUGGUAACCAAGUUCUGCAGUGGCCACGCCCCCCACUUCCCCAUGAAGAAAGUGCUGCUGCUGCUCUGGAAGAGCAUUCUGUUCACAUUGGGAGGCUUUGAGCAACUGCAGAGUCUGAAGGUGUGCAAGAGGGCGGAGCUUGGUUUGCCCUGCCUUCCUGAAGACAGCAUCAGGGUGAUGAAGAGCAUGAGAGCCUCCUCCCCGCCCACCUCAGCCUGUGACAUCAUUGACCAACAACAAAGACGUACACGCAGAGAACACAAGGCCCUGAUAAAGCAGGAGAAUCUGGAGGCCUUUAAUGAGAAGGAUCCCUUUAAGGCAGAGGACGCACGAGAGGAAGAGGAGGAGAGUGAUGAUAAUGAGAAUUCUCUAGAGGCAGAACCUUUUCCUCUGGAGCGUGAUGAGGUCAUGGCCCCGCCUAUUCCUCACCCCUCCUCUGACAGAGUGUCCUUCCCUAAAGGGCUUCCGUGGGCUCCAAAAGUCCGGGAGAAAGACAUUGAGAACUUUUUGGAAUGCAGCAGGAGUAAAUUCAUUGGCUAUACACUGGGAAAUGACACAGACACAGUGGUGGGUUUGCCCCGACCGAUCCAUGAGAGCAUCAAAACCCUCAAACAGCAUAAGUAUGUCUCCAUUGCGGAGGUGCAGAUCUCAAAGGAGGAGGAGUAUCAGAAAACCCCGCUGUCUGGGGGUGAGGAACAGAUUGAGCUGUGUGCCACUGAGCUGCUGUAUCAGGGAAUUUUACCCAGCCUGCCUCAGUACAUGAUCGCUCUUUUGAAGAUCCUGCUUGCUGCUGCUCCGACAUCAAAAGCAAAGACGGAUUCCAUUAACAUCCUCGCUGAUGUUCUGCCAGAAGAGAUGCCGACCACAGUGUUACAGAGUAUGAAGCUGGGUGUGGACGUGAACCGCCAUAAAGAGAUCAUUGUUAAAGCCAUCUCUGCUAUUUUACUGCUCCUGCUGAAACACUUCAAACUGAACCACAUCUACCAGUUUGAGUACAUGGCUCAGCACCUUGUCUUUGCUAACUGCAUCCCGCUGAUCCUGAAGUUCUUUAACCAGAACAUCAUGUCAUACAUCACUGCAAAAAACAGCAUUUCAGUGUUGGAUUUCCCCUACUGUGUCCUGCAUGAGCUGCCUGAGCUCACAGCUGAAAGCUUGGAAGCGGGAGAUAAUAAUCAGUUCUGUUGGAGGAAUUUGUUCUCUUGCAUCAACCUGCUCAGAAUCCUCAACAAACUCACCAAGUGGAAACACUCCAGGACUAUGAUGUUAGUGGUGUUCAAGUCGGCGCCGAUCCUGAAGAGAGCACUGAAGGUGAAACAGGCGAUGCUGCAGUUGUAUGUGUUGAAGCUGCUGAAGGUACAGACUAAAUAUCUGGGCCGUCAGUGGAGGAAGAGCAACAUGAAGACCAUGUCAGCCAUCUACCAGAAAGUCCGUCAUCGACUCAACGACGACUGGGCAUACGGCAAUGCAGAUCUGGACGCACGGCCAUGGGACUUCCAGGCAGAGGAGUGUUCCCUGCGUGCGAGUAUCGAACGGUUUAACGCACGGCGGUACGAUGCGGCUCAGCGCAACCCGGACCUGGUGCCGGUCGAUAACUGUCUCCAGAGUGUUUUGGGUCAGAACGUGCCACUGCCCGAUGACUUUCACACAACCUACGACCUGUGGCUUGAACGUGAGGUGUUCUCUAAACCCAUCUGUUGGGAGGAGUUGCUCCACUGAGGGCGUGGUCAUCAUACCAAUGGGUGGGGCUUAUGCAGUGAUUGGCACGUGGUGGCACAGCAUCACUCUCAUUCCUCACGACACAUUUAUGAUAACACUGAGUCAACACUCCUGACCAUUUACUCUACAGGACCAGUCUGUCAGCCUUGUGUGUGUGUGUGUGUGCGCGCACUUGCAUUAAAGUGGGGUUGGUAAGCAUGUGUUUAUUACACUCUCUCUUAACCAUAAAGUUGAGUGUUCAGUGCAGUGAAAUGCUGUUGGUAUUCUUUGGUCACAUGAUGGAGUCAUGUGAUCAAGAGUCUGAGGUAAAUAAUAAACUAUUGUACAACUAUGAAGUGCUCAUGACCAAAAGUGUGUGCAGUUUCUGUGAGGACUUUUUUAUUGCUUCAUCAGCUUUCAUUUCUUAAUUUAGAAAAUAAAAUGACAUUAAAGGAAAA